Molecule: messenger RNA, 4983 nt
Organism: Peromyscus leucopus (white-footed mouse)
Lineage: Eukaryota; Metazoa; Chordata; Mammalia; Rodentia; Cricetidae
Gene: Cdkl5
Product: cyclin dependent kinase like 5
Exons: 19
Coding region: 1962-4967 (1001 amino acids)
Biological process (GO): positive regulation of axon extension; regulation of dendrite development; protein phosphorylation
Cellular component (GO): dendrite cytoplasm; nucleus
Molecular function (GO): ATP binding; protein kinase activity
Source: RefSeq, a predicted model, not a curated record
UCCUUUUCCUUUGCAAAAUGCAGAAAUUAAAUAAAUUAAGGUAAGAAAAAUGUCAGUAAUAUUAUGCCAGUACCAACCCCAAAAGGCAUCAUGCUGUGGCUGUCACUUUCUUGGGACUCUUCAGCUAUUUUAACAGAUCUAAGCAUCAGGCAAUGGAGUAGACUCCCAGUGAAGCCAGUGCCAGCCUGGGCUAAGCCACUCUUGACCUUGCUCUGUAGUCCAAUGGUGAGCUGCACUACCAGAGGACACUGUCAUCUCUUGAUAUCACGGGUAUUGGUUUUGUUUUGUUUUGUUUGUUUUGUUUUUGAGUGAAGCUCUUGGCGAUGUCUACAUAACCCUAUACUGGCCUGAGACUUCCUUUGUGGCCCAAGCUGGCAUUUCACAUGGGAUUCUUCUGCUGAAUUCACUCUCCUGAGUGCUGGGAUCCUAGGCUCAUGUCACCAUGCUCAGCUCUGUAGCUUUUUUUUUUCUUUCCCUGCCCUCACGUUUUGCCCAGCUUUUUGCUUGUCUAAAUUACCUAGCUAGCAUUAUUAGAAACUGAAAUUCUUUCUGAAUGGAAAAUUAAAACUGUGUUCUAUUUUCAUUUCUGAAUUAUCAUUGACUAGAAACCCAAUUCUUUAGGGACCUCAACAGCCAUGAGACUCAGUUAAAGCUCAUGAUGCCACAAAUGUUAACGAUAAUGCCACAAAUAUUCCUAAAGGCCGUUUAAACAAAUCACGUUAAAUAUUUUUAAUGUUUAAAAUUUCAUUUUGAGAGCACUAUGAAGGUAAAGGAGUUAUAGAUAAAAGGGUUGCUAGUAGUUACAAAACUUCCAAAUAAUGGAGUCACUAGUAAAGCCAGAGGGCAUCUCUAGUGACUUCUUUCUUAGUCAUUAUUCUUAAUAGUCUCCCACAGGAGGUAUCCCAGGGAGUUUUCCAUAUUUGCAGGAGACAUGGCUUUGAUCUUGGAAUGCUUCAUGGUACCAAUAGAGAUAGGAACUGCAGGAACUCUAGAAACUGCAUAGGGAGAGAGAGAAGUAGCAUAUGUGUGUCAUUGUGGGCAAUGUCAGGUAGUGUUUGCAGGGGAAAAUUCCAAGUUGGCUAGUAAUUUGUUUAGUUUACAUCAGAGGGAUCAAGUAUUACUAUAGGUUGUCCUCUGGCAGUGUCAUACUGGUGAGCAAAAGAGGUCUGUGGCCAUUGUGGCCUGCCAUAGUCAAGUCAAUGGAGCACGCCAUGGUGCCUCAUAACUGUCAACCUGUACUUGGAAGGAUGCAGGAGGAUGGCUACGAGUUCCACACAAGCCUGGGCCAGCCAGGGAUGACAGAAUGAGACCCUAUCUAAAAAUGCCACAGUGGAGGAAAAUCAAGAACCAGAUGGGGACUGAAGGCAGAUUAUUGCUGUAGGGUCAUCUCCACGGGAAGAGUUCCUGGCCAUCAUGAUUGUGGCCUUUCAACAAAAAUAUAAUGCAAGUAUAUAGAUGGGGUAGCAAAUGACAACUCAUGAGGCUGAUGAGCUAUGUAUCGCACUAAAAAUUGCUUAUGUGAUAGUUUUAUCUUUUGGUCAUAUGACGCCUUUGAUGAGUAAGGCCUCCAUUGACUAUUUGGGGGUUAUAAGAGUGGGCAAGCAAAAACUAACUGUAGUUUUGCGGAAGGACAAUAAUAUUUCUUCCCCUUCCCUUUUUUCUUUUGCAGCCCUUUCCACGUGAUAUGUGUUUGAUGAAUGUCAGUGGUAUGUGUGACUCAUCAUUAAGACUUCAGAAGACUUCUAGAGACUCUUAAAUGUUACUCAGAUGAGCUCAGUUUAAAAAAAAAGUUUAUCUUUGACCAAACUAGUUAGAACUCACCAUUGAACAAAUGUAUGAAAGUUCCUUGCCAAGCAUUCUUCAUUGGGACAUUUGUUUUCCUGCUUACUGAAUAACUUUUUCAAAAGUUCCUUUUUUGGUGCCAUGUUCUGUGGCUUACAUCAAAAGAGGAGUUUGUCUUCAUGAAGAUUCCUAACAUUGGUAAUGUGAUGAAUAAAUUUGAGAUCCUUGGGGUUGUAGGUGAAGGAGCCUAUGGAGUUGUACUUAAAUGCAGACACAAGGAAACGCAUGAAAUUGUGGCAAUCAAGAAAUUCAAGGACAGUGAAGAAAAUGAAGAAGUCAAGGAAACGACUUUACGAGAGCUUAAAAUGCUUCGCACUCUCAAGCAGGAAAACAUUGUGGAGCUGAAGGAAGCCUUUCGCCGGAGAGGGAAGCUAUACCUGGUGUUUGAGUAUGUUGAGAAAAAUAUGCUUGAAUUGCUGGAAGAAAUGCCAAAUGGAGUUCCACCUGAAAAAGUGAAAAGCUAUAUCUACCAACUAAUCAAAGCUAUUCACUGGUGCCACAAGAAUGACAUUGUCCAUAGAGAUAUAAAGCCUGAAAAUCUCUUAAUCAGCCACAACGAUGUCCUGAAACUAUGCGACUUCGGUUUUGCUCGGAAUCUCUCUGAAGGCAAUAAUGCGAAUUACACAGAAUAUGUGGCUACAAGGUGGUACCGGUCACCAGAGCUAUUACUUGGAGCUCCCUAUGGAAAAUCUGUGGACAUGUGGUCAGUGGGCUGUAUUCUUGGGGAGCUGAGUGAUGGACAGCCCUUAUUUCCUGGAGAAAGUGAAAUUGACCAACUCUUUACUAUUCAGAAGGUGCUAGGACCACUUCCAUCUGAGCAGAUGAAGCUCUUCUAUAGUAAUCCUCGUUUCCAUGGACUCCGGUUUCCGGCUGUUAACCAUCCUCAGUCAUUAGAGAGAAGAUACCUUGGAAUUUUAAAUAGUGUUUUACUUGACCUUAUGAAGAAUUUACUGAAGUUGGACCCAGCUGACAGAUACUUGACAGAACAGUGUUUGAAUCACCCUACAUUUCAAAGCCAGAGACUUUUGGAUCGGUCUCCUUCAAGGUCAACGAAAAGGAAACCUUAUCAUGUGGAAAGCAGCACACUGUCUAAUAGAAGCCAGUCCAGCAAGGGUGCUGCCUUACAGACUCACCACAGAUCCAACAGCAAGGACAUUCAGAACCUAAGUGUGGGUCUGCCCCGGGCUGAUGAAGGCCUUCCUGCAAAUGAAAGCUUCCUGAAUGGAAACCUUGCUGGAGCUACUCUCAGUCCAAUGCACACCAAAACCUACCAAGCAAGCACCCAGCCUGGGUCUUCUAGCAAAGAUCUCACAAACAACAACAUACCACACCUUCUCAGCCCGAAAGAAGCCAAGUCCAAAACAGAGUUUGACUUCAAUAUUGACCCAAAGCCUUCAGAAGGUCCAGGCACCAAGUACCUCAAGUCUAGCAGCAGAUCUCAGCAGAACAGGCACUCGUUCAUGGAAAGCUCCCAGAGCAAAGCUGGGACGCUGCAGCCUAGUGAGAAGCAGAGUCGGCACAGCUAUAUCGACACCAUUCCCCAGUCCUCCAGGAGUCCAUCCUACAGGACGAAGGCCAAAAGCCAUGGGGCGUUGAGUGACUCCAAGUCUGUGAGCAACCUUUCAGAAGCCAGAGCCCAAAUCACGGAGACCAAUACCAGUAGAUACUUCCCAUCCAGUUGCUUGGACUUGAACUCUCCCACCAGCCCAACCCCCACCAGGCACAGUGACACAAGAACUUUACUCAGCCCUUCAGGUAGAAAUAACCGAAACGAGGGCACACUGGACUCACGCCGAACUACCACCAGACACUCAAAAACCAUGGAAGAGUUGAAGCUGCCUGAACACAUGGACAGCAGCCAUUCACAUUCGCUGUCUGCACCUCAUGAAUCAUUUUCUUAUGGGCUAGGCUACACCAGCCCCUUCUCCUCUCAGCAACGUCCUCACAGGCAUUCCAUGUAUGUGACCCGGGACAAAGUGAGAGCUAAAGGCCUUGAUGGAAACUUGAGCAUAGGGCAAGGGAUGGCGGCCAGAGCAAACAGCUUGCAGCUCUUAUCACCCCAGCCUGGAGAACAGCUCCCUCCAGAGAUGACUGUGGCAAGACCUUCUGUUAAAGAGUCCUCCAGAGAAGGCACCUCUUCAUUCCACACCCGUCAGAAGUCUGAGGCUGGAGUGUACCAUGACCCACACUCUGACGAUGGCACGGCUCCCAAAGAAAAUCGGCAUCUGUACAAUGAUCCUGUCCCACGGAGAGUUGGUAGCUUUUAUAGAGUGCCCUCUCCACGACCAGACAAUUCUUUCCAUGAAAAUAAUGUAUCUACCCGGGUUUCUUCUCUGCCAUCUGAUAGCAGUUCUGGUACCAAUCAUUCAAAAAGACAACCAGGCUUCGAUCCAUGGAAAAGCCCUGAAAAUAUUAGUCAUUCUGAUCAACUCAAAGAAAAGGAGAAGCAAGGUUUUUUCAGGUCAAUGAAAAAGAAAAAGAAGAAGUCUCAAACAACAGACUCCACCAACGGGGAGAAUCCAAGCAUCAAGAAAUCCCUCUUUCCUCUUUUUAAUUCAAAGAAUCAUUUAAAGCAUAGUUCUUCUUUGAAAAAGCUUCCUGUAGUCACUCCACCCAUGGUACCCAAUACUGAUGGUCCCGAUCUUCUGACUUUACAGAAAGCCAUUCAUUCUUCUAGCACUGCAAGCAGCAGACCAAAGGAGUGGCGACCUGAGAAGCUCUCAGAUCUACAGACCCAGAGCCAACCACUAAAAUCCCUUCGCAAGCUGUUGCAUCUCUCUUCAUCGACCAAUCACCCGGCUUCUUCAGAUCCUCGUUUCCAGCCCUUAACAGCUCAACAAACCAAAAAUUCCUUCUCAGAAAUUCGGAUUCACCCCCUGAGCCAGGCCUCUGGUGGGAGCAGCAACAUCCGGCAGGAGCCUACACCAAAGGGCAGGCCAGCCCUUCAGCUGCCAGGUCAGAUGGAUCCUGGAUGGCACGUGUCCUCUGUGACCAGGAGUGCCACAGAGGGGCCUUCCUAUACUGAACAGCUGGGUGCCAAGAGUGGGCCAAACGGGCACCCUUAUAACAGAACAAAUCGCUCACGAAUGCCAAAUCUGAAUGAUUUAAAAGAGACAGCCUUGUAAUUUAUGCUGGCAUGGG